Messenger RNA from Closterium sp. NIES-65, 966 nucleotides. NCBI's taxonomy places the organism in Eukaryota, Viridiplantae, Streptophyta, Zygnematophyceae, Desmidiales, Closteriaceae. The record is from the annotation of a GenBank genome assembly.
AUGGCCACCCCCAAUGUUCUUACCUUUGACGCUGAGGGGAGGGCCAUUGACUUUGCCGUCUGGAUUGAAGACCUGCAGCUGUACUUACUGUGUGAUGCGAUAGAUGAGGUCUCUCUCUUUGACUUUGUCUCUGGCGCUGUCCCUGCCCCACCUGCUGAUGCUGACUCUGCCGUUCGCUCCAAGUGGGCGACCCGCGAUGCUGCUGCACGUCUUGCUGCCUUGUACGACGCUGUAGUUGCACGCUACUCCUCCCCUUCCUCCGCUACCCUUAGCCGCCUCAUGCUACCGUUUCUCUUCCCUGACCUCGCUUCCUUUCCCACUGUCGCUGACCUCGUUACCCACCUCCGUGCUAGUGACACCCGCUACCGCGCUGCCCUUCCUGCUGAGUUCCGCGCUGCGAACCCUCCUCCCAUGUACAUCACUCUCUACUUUCUCGUCACCCGUCUCCCUGAGUCCCUUCGUGUCGUUAGGGACCAGUUUCUCUCUGGGCCUCUCGGGGUGACCCUCGCACCCCCUAUCUUUGAGGGGUGUGGUCCUUCCCCCCUGCUGCCCUCUGUCGCCUCUGCCGCUGCGGCCGACCUCACUGGUUUUGAGUCGGUCGGCGCGGCGUCUGCCCCCAGCGGCAGACGCCGCGCUGGCAAGGGCAAGGGGGGCAAGGGAGCGGGUGGAGCUAGAGGGGGCGGUGGAGGAGGCGGUGGGGGUGGCGGGGGGAGUGGGGGUGGCGGUGGGGGUGGUGGCGGGAGUGGAGGUACUGGUGGCGGCGGUGGAGGCGGAGGUGGCGGCGGAGGUGGUAGCGGAGGAGGCGGUGGGAGCGGUGGGAGCGACGGUCCUGGUGGGGGAGGUGGAGGUGGAGACGGGGGGUGGCGGUGGAGGCGGGGGUGGCAGUGGAGGCGGGGGUCGGAGUGGCUCGUCCCAGCGGAGCAGCUCCGGGGGUGGGUCCUGCCCCUUCAGGUGUGUCCCAGGUAG